CAGAAGUUACCCUGAAUAUGCCUUAGCGCUGCACAUUUUACUUUCUAUAUCCAUUUGGGUUCUAAACACCCCCACUAAGUACUAAAUAAUUAAGUUUUUCGUAAUAAAACGACGUCAAUAAAUCAGAUCUUAAAGUAAAGCAUUCAACUAGUUCGUAAGCUCUAACUCUGUAAUACUUAAAUGUUCUCAAAAUAUGUUAGCCUGUUGAAUAACCUACCUCUUUCGUGUUUUUCAGUGACCCAACACGUCCGCAACUGUGGUCCGCAGAUGUUCCUGAUCAGCCGCAAGGGCGGCACCCUGCUGACCAUCAACAAUUUCGUCUAUCGUUCUAAUCUCAAAUUCUUCGGCAAGAGCAAUAAUAUUCUGUACUGGGAGUGCGUGCAGAACCGAUCGGUCAAGUGCCGCAGCCGCUUGAAGACCAUCGGAGAUGAUCUCUAUGUAACCAAUGAUGUGCACAACCACAUGGGCGACAACAAGCGCAUCGAGGCGGCCAAGGCGGCUGGUAUGCUGAUCCACAAAAAGCUAAGUUCUCUCACAGCCGCCGACAAAAUCCAGGGAUCCUGGAAAGGGGAGACCGAGGUCAAUCUAGACCAGCUGCCCAAGAUGUAACCGCCUAUAAGACAUUCC
Drosophila takahashii is the source of this 627-nucleotide messenger RNA. It is a transcript of the gene pre-mod(mdg4)-Z, whose product is annotated as pre-mod(mdg4)-Z. NCBI's taxonomy places the organism in Eukaryota, Metazoa, Arthropoda, Insecta, Diptera, Drosophilidae. The record is from RefSeq and is a predicted model, not a curated record.